GGCUGUUAGUUGACUGCAGGUGAUCAUGUAGCGAACACAAACAACGACGAGGGGUGCAAGCUGAGGCCUAGAGUUGAGCUAAAGAAAACAGCAUUAACAAGAGAGUUCACGGCCUUUGCAUUAGCCCAGUUUUAUGCAGAAGUCAGUGAAAAUGCAGUGCACCCCUGAAUCAAAUGUCUACCGUGAGGGCUGCAAAGGCCAGCACUGUUAUGAUGACUGCUCUGACAGUGGAUACUCGGGUUUGUUUCACAGUCCACAGAACAUCUGUGGAGUUGACUCCUGUAGGGCUUUGUCUCCAGUUGAAUUCAGUGAAACACCCAAAGAGAACCUCUGGCUGUCUGUCACUCCCAAGGACAGGAUAAGAGAACCAGUUUUGGGCAAAGACUCCAGGAGAAUACAGCGGCCAACAGCACUUAGCUGGUGUGAAACUCCUAAAGUAUACAAAAGAGAUGCCUCGCUGCGACACCGGCUUCUAAUGUGCAAACCCAACACAGAUGUUAAAAAUGACACAAGAUCACCAUGCACAAGAAAGACUGAGUCUUCCAGCAGGUCUGAACACUGGCUCAGUGCAUCAUUUGACUCUUUAGACACUGUGACAGGGGCUUUUGCAUCAAGCACUUUAAAAUUGGAGCAGGAUGUGCCACUGUCUAGUAGGAAACGUCGACUCCUCUUCGCUCAGGUGAGGACAUCCACUCUUGAAGAUGGUAAACUCAACUCUGGUUACCUUUCCAGUUUUCAGAGAAGAGUUUCACUCUCAGAUGCAGAUUUCAGUGAGAGCAUCACUGCCUCUGGUCAGAUUAACUUUGAGACUCCAUGCUAUAUCAAAUCCUUGACUGCCUCGACUAAGGAGAAUUCUCAAUCACCUGUCAGCGGUGUGAACAAUAACCUUAAUGACAGCUCGAGCAUCUUGAGCACGCCCUCAUCCACCCACACACCCAAAUAUAUCAGGUCUGUGUGUGAGGACAGUGGUUUUAGCUCCCUUGAUAAAUCUCAAGACUCCUCUGUGGACCAUGAUGGCUCAUUCCAAGAGCUGCUGCUCUCUGCCUCCAGAGGAAAAUCUGAAACCCCAAAUCUGACAGAGUCAAAGCGGCGCUCCCGUUUGCAGCGUCAGCACAGGCUUUCUACACUUAAAGAAGGGGGCUCUCAGUCUGAGGAGGACCCAGCGGAGAGGAAGAUAGAACAUCUUCAUCAGUGCCACAGCCAUUCCAAAGAGGAUGAGGUUUUUGCUGAUAAUGCCACUCCUUGCAGUGUCCUUUCUACUAAAUGUGGUAAUAGCAUGGUCUCUGAUAGUUCGGCCUCUACAAAACAAGACAAUGCCACCCCGCUAAGAGCAGCUGCAUCUAAGCCACAAAACACAACACCUUUUAGCGCAACUCCUGCUAAACCAGAUGUCACUCCUCUCAGGACGACCCCUGUCAAUCUGUCUCUGACUCCAGCUUUGCAGCUGGUUCACGCUAUGUGCCAGCAGAAAGCCCACAUAUUUGUAGGCCAGAGUCCGAGCCUGAUGGAGCAGCUUAAUGCCACAGCAGUUCUGGGGUUCAGGACCACCAUGCCGCUGGCAGGGCUGAUUGGCAGGAAGAUGGGCCUGGGGAAGGUGGACAUACUCACAGAGCUGAAUAAAAGGAACCUCAAGCACAUCCUGGCUGUCAUUCUUAGCCACUUGACCCCUGAGAGCAUCUAUAGGUGUGGUCAGGUGUCCAAAAGGUGGGAUGAAAUCAUCCAACAAGACAAGCAAGCUAGUUUUAAGAGAAGAAACUACCUGAGUGAAUUGGAGGCUGCUCUUGAGCACAGUGGAGCUGUCCAUGUCCCUGAUGCAGAGACCAGACUUGCUCUGCUUAAGAGAUCGGCCCUCAAGACGGUUCAGGCCCAGUCCAGGACGUCCAGCUUCUGCACGCCGCAGUCUGCAAAUAGCACUUUAACCCCAUCACAGCACAGCAUCUUAAAUUCAGGCAGCAGCAGCAAACGGGAUAAAUUUCUAGAAGUUGCCAAAACCCUCUUCAACGAUGAGUGCCUAAAGCCUUGCCCUCGAUGUGAGCAUCCUGCAAGGUGUCACUCAGUGAAAGGGGAGGGCGUGUGCAGCAGAGCCGACUGUGGUUUCCAGUUUUGCAUAGCCUGCUUGUGUGCUUUCCAUGGCUCAAGAGAAUGCGGCAGCCGGUCUGCAGGCCGUCGCAAAAAGGAUAUCAUUCUUCCAGGAAGCGCUCAAAGCAAGCGAAAUGUUAGGAGACUAUGAGUGUUUUUUUUCUGUGCCAACGUCACUUUAGUAUUUUUUUACAACCUUACGGUGAAAAUGAGGCUUUGCAAUAAGGAAACUGAUUUGUUGCCUGUACAUGAGAAUAUCUCCUGUACUUUUCAGUGUGUCUCUGUGCAUGUCUUCGUAUUGUAUUUUCACUCUUUUUCAACAGUUCUUACUCUUUGUGUUUUUAAUUAUGAAUUUGAUGAAGUCUCACCAGCAGAACAAUGAAUUUUGCUGUUGGUGUACUCCACACAUGUUGAUAAACUGUGCAGAAUGUUGGUUUUUUUUGGAAUUCCUCUGAGAUUUUCCACUUUUACCAAUGUGAUUUCACAUUAGUUUUAAAAUAAAUUACAUUUUUUACA
This is a messenger RNA of Plectropomus leopardus (leopard coralgrouper), 2595 nucleotides long. It is a transcript of the gene fbxo43, whose product is annotated as F-box protein 43. Lineage: Eukaryota; Metazoa; Chordata; Actinopteri; Perciformes; Serranidae. Gene Ontology annotation, cellular component: nucleus. Gene Ontology annotation, molecular function: zinc ion binding; protein binding. Gene Ontology annotation, biological process: negative regulation of meiotic nuclear division; regulation of mitotic nuclear division. The record is from RefSeq and is a predicted model, not a curated record.